Messenger RNA from Tuber melanosporum (Perigord truffle), 3411 nucleotides. RefSeq lists its product as uncharacterized. The coding region runs from base 1 to 3192 and encodes 1063 amino acids. The record is from RefSeq and is a predicted model, not a curated record. Lineage: Eukaryota; Fungi; Ascomycota; Pezizomycetes; Pezizales; Tuberaceae. The transcript has a single exon.
AUGCCUCGACUUAAGAUCCUCCGCCAUCACCGCCGCUCGGCUUCGAGCCAGGGAAACACAUCGGCCGUACCACCUCCCUCAAAGUCCCCUUUAUCCAUAGCCUCCACUUCCUCUACCAACUUAGCUUCGCCACAUCCACCGCCACGGACUUCCCCGCCUAGCGUCCCCCCCCUCGAUGCUCUCCCUCCGAUAAACAGUGGUUCUCCAGGGCUUGGUUCACCGGUGCAAUGGCUCGCGGAGAGCACCGCUGGCUCAUCCCGACCGGAUACUUCCAAUUCAUCGCACGUGUCGGAGCCACCGACUACGGCAAAGGCGACGGUAUCUGCUCCUCUAGCCCCUCUGCCACCUCCACCACCUCGCCCACGCUCGCGGAGCUCGAAACCAUUGUCGGCAAAGCCUGUGCCGAGCGUAAAGACGUCCACGUUAUCGCAGCAGGUCAAAGCUGCAAACGCUGCUUUGGCAGCUCAACCUCCUUCUCUUGUUGCUCCUGUCAGUGGGUCAAGUUCUCACCAUAACCCCGGCAGCAAUAGUAGUAGUAAUAAUGCUGCCAAUCAGAGCGGUGGCGGUGGCGGACACCCCAUCUCGACGACGAUAACUUCCUCGUAUCGGAGAAACGCAAAACUAACCCUCCUAAACCCCAUGUCGCUGCUCAUGCGGAGGCGCUCUUCGCAAGCUGGUGGUUUGCUCAGCGAUAAUGCAAAAGCUCGAAACUCAAGGGAUCUCCCCGACGAUUUCGACCCCGGCAUUAUUUACGGUACCAGACAUCCCGAUUGGUCGAACCCGCCAAAGAGGGGUCAGAGCGAGACAGUCCGGCCGCCGGUCAAUGGGAGGUCGAUAUCGCCGUUGCCACCGGUUAGUCCGUUAAUGGAUCCGAAUAAUAAGCUGUUGAAAGUGGAGGUUGUCGCGGAUGAUGCAGGGGGCAGUGUGAUUGACGAGCGCUUGGCCGAGUUGGAGAGGGAGCGGACGCCGGUUUUUAAGGAGCACUUUGAUGAGGAGGUUGGACGGGAGCGGGGAUCUAAGGAUGUGGGGAGGGGGGUGGGGGAAGUGGGGGCUUCGCCAGCUGCGCCGCCUAGGGUCGCGCCGGAGCCACUUAGGGUUCCUACGACGAAUCCUCCGCCGGUGAACGAUUUGGAUAAGCCUGGGGUGGUUGACGGUGGGAUAUUGCCUUCCUCUAUUAGCUCGACGACACGGAUUAGUAGCGCGUCUUCAGUAGUGUCCUCAAAUGAAGGGGGCUUCGACGAUGGGAAACCUCGGGGCGUUACUCUUGUUGACCACCCGCUGUCUCUGCCGCACCACUUGAUGACCAAUUCUUCUAGGUUCAGCUUUGAGGCGAGUAGCGCUGCCGAGUCGAAUAAAGACGAUGAACCGGAAGAUCCGUAUAACGGUGGUGAGGAUGAUGGCCAGGAUGGUGAUGAGUUGGGCUUGGAAUUGGAUUUCGAGGGUGAUGAUGAUGAUGAAGGGUUUUCCCGAGCAAAUGAGGGAUUGUUCAUGUUGCCGAAUGACGGCAUGUACGGCAAUGAGGACUAUUUAGAGGAUGAGGGGGGUGUUCCGCUGGCAUUGAGGAUUGAUCCGAGUCACGAGAUUGGCAUUGCAUUGUCGAAGGAUUCGCCGAUUGAUGUUAAUACUCCAACGGCACUGCUGAAUUUGACGGAGAUGUCACAAGUCCUUCCUGCCAUGGAUCCAGAGCCCGCUGCGGUUCAACCUGAACAACAAUCGCUGGUUCAGCGAUUGGAUAAUCCUCGGGGGUUGGACCUGAGUGGUGACUCAGAUUUUGAUGAACUUGAGCAAGGAAAUGGAAUGGCGGGUUACGAAGAUGACGACGAUGAUUUAUAUUUUGAUGACGGGUUUAUUCUCGGCGAUCCUCCCAUUCAAGGUUCCGUGAAUAACCCUAGCCGGGAGGAGGAAGUGGAAGAACCAAUGAACAAGGAGCAGCGCGAUUCCUUCCCCUCAACACUCGGAGUCUCCUCAGGUGGUGCUAUGCAAGUCGAAGACGGUAGUCUCGACAGCCUCGAAAACGAUAGUAACGACGACACAGCGGGUACCGGCGGUGGCAGCGGCUACGGAAACAAGAGCUUCCCGCCGUUCCUAAACCCCAUCGGCGGUGGUUUGGGGUGCACCCAACAACAGGCGCAAUUCUACGCUCCGGACGGGACUAUUCUGGACGGACACACCGGCCUGCCGCUCGCACUGUCAACGCUCACCCAGCAGCUGUACCAAUACCAAAGGCAACAACAACGCGAAGCCGAAGCCGCCGAGGCGGGUGAGAUCAACAGCCCCGGCGCUAUCAGUGGUAUCGGCGGCGGGUACGAAAGUGACUACGCAGCAGACUGGGGCUCGCAGAGCGGGUACUACUCCAUCGACGACGAUGAAUACGAACCAGAAGACACAGACGAUAGCAUGGUGGCCGAAGCGAAUGCGGAGGCGCUAGCCUACGACACAGAAUUCUACGGCCAGGAGUUCGGCUUCUACCCCGCGUCCUCCGCCCCAGGACUGCUUCCCACCGGGGACGACGACGAAAACGCUUUCGCCGGGGGCUAUUUUGGCCGACCACCGGAACCCACGUCGAGGCCUAUUAUACGAAGACCCAGCUUAACACCGAUCAGCGAGCGCAGCGAGGGAAGCUAUCGCAACAGCCUGGUUUUCCCGGUAUCCUCCAGUCGCCCGUUAUCCGCUACAGUACCCGCGGGCGAGGACAUUGGAAGCCUAAUUAGCAGCAGCAACAGCGGCGGCGCGGAGAUCACGCUGGAGCAGUUAAUGCGCUUGAGGAGGAACGCCUGGGGCGGGAGUAAUGGGAGUCUGAGGAGUUCACGGGGGAGCGGGGCGCACAGUCCUGUUCCUGCGAAUAGUAGUUUGUUAGCGCAGGGCGGGAUUUCCCCGCCGCCACCGAUGCCACCCGGCUUGGCCGGCGGUGGAGGGGUGGGCGCCCCCCCAGGCCUUUCGCAUCCUGGUAAAAACGCGAUGUUACCGACGAAAACUAGUUUUGAAGACGCGGGACUUCCACCGCCCAGCGAGGCCGCUGCUACUGGAAGUGGGAGUGGGAAUGGGAGGAGCACCGCGGAUAGUAGUUAUGCCAGUGCUGUUGGCUCCCCAGUUGGAGAUUGUGACGCCGCGGACGUAGGAGAUGGGAAUGGGGAUGUGAGCAGGGAGGGGUGGGUGUUUUCUGCUAUUGCUGCUUCCUCUUCUUCUAGGUAGUUGUGUAGAUUUGGUAUGAGGGGCGGAGGAAGAGGGUGUAUAGGGAGUGUCGGAAUAAAUCUCUUUUCUUUCUUUUCUUUCUCUUUUUGGGCAAAGUACUGGGAUUCGGGCAUUUUUACAGAUUUUUUUUAUUUCAUAGUUAGCUUCUACGCUUCACUUCACCUUGUUGAGAUUCUAGGUGGCAUUUUCAGGGGGAUGUGGUAUGGCUUUUUCCCGCUC